UCCUUGGGCACCAUGCUGACGGACCUGGAGAAUGCCAUGAACUCCAUCAUUGAGGUCUACCACAAGUACUCCCUGAUGAAAGGGAAUUACCACGCCAUCUAUAGGGAUGACUUGAAGAAAUUGUUAGAGACGGAGUGUCCUAAGUUUAUGACGAAGAAGGAUGUAGGCACCUGGUUCAAAGAGUUGGACAUCAAUGAGGAUGGUGCACUUAACUUCCAGGAGUUCCUCUCACUGGUAAUAAAGGUGGGCCUGGCAGCCCAUGAAGACAUUCACAAAGAAUAG
This is a messenger RNA of Mesoplodon densirostris (Blainville's beaked whale), 282 nucleotides long. It is a transcript of the gene S100A8, whose product is annotated as S100 calcium binding protein A8. Gene Ontology annotation, molecular function: calcium ion binding. The record is from RefSeq and is a predicted model, not a curated record. Gene Ontology annotation, biological process: neutrophil chemotaxis; response to lipopolysaccharide; neutrophil aggregation. NCBI's taxonomy places the organism in Eukaryota, Metazoa, Chordata, Mammalia, Artiodactyla, Ziphiidae. Gene Ontology annotation, cellular component: cytoplasm. The coding region runs from base 13 to 282 and encodes 89 amino acids. The transcript is spliced from 2 exons.